This is a messenger RNA of Siniperca chuatsi (mandarin fish), 6322 nucleotides long. RefSeq names its product adaptor related protein complex 5 subunit mu 1 (gene ap5m1). The record is from RefSeq and is a predicted model, not a curated record. NCBI's taxonomy places the organism in Eukaryota, Metazoa, Chordata, Actinopteri, Centrarchiformes, Sinipercidae. Bases 152 to 1627 code for a protein of 491 amino acids. Gene Ontology annotation, cellular component: lysosome; AP-type membrane coat adaptor complex; late endosome. The transcript has 8 exons. Gene Ontology annotation, biological process: endosomal transport.
CACAUGAAACAACAGCAGGAAGUAAGUCGCUGCGUUAGUCAAAUUCGUACAGUGAGGAAUAUUUGAAUUUAACAACCGCACGAUGAGAGGCGAAUAUUAAUAUUAAAGUCAGAAUAGUUUGUAAAUUGAGGACUUCAGUGCAUCCGCACAAAUGAGUGUGCGUGCUUUGUGGAUUAUAUCUCACGAGAAGGGAGAAAAUGUGUCAAUACGCUUUUCAAGGAGGUUUGCUACUGUGGAGCACCGUGCAAAGAGUCUGGCAGGUUCCUCAUAUAUAGCAGUCCCAGAAGAAAACACCGUGCUGCAACUCCUGCUCACUGAGCUGGGGCUUUCAGACUCAGACAAGUCCUAUGUAGCUCUCAGAGAUGAUUGCCUUCAUUGUCAGCGAUCACCAGCCCUGGAGCUGCGUGUGGACGGUCCUGGAAAGGGAAUACUUUGGCCAGUGUUGGCCAUCUCGCAAGGGCCUCUUAUCCUAGCUUGCCUGCCUUUAGUGGAUGCCCCUGCUGAACCACGGCCACCCCUUGCCAGCCUGCUGUCUGUUUCCCAGGGCCUCACGCUCCUGGCAGGUCUGCAGACUUUUGUCCUCGGCUCUGGGGGUAAGCCUGAUAGCGAGGGGCUGGCCUCUCGCUUGGCGAUGCUGCCCUCUGUACUUCUGCAGGUUUGUCCACUUGGCACGCCCCUGAAUGUGCCACUCCUGGGGGUACCUGCUACACCCUCAGUGCCCACUCCUGCUGGGAACCAGAAGCAGCCAGCCUGGAAGACGGGGCUCCACCGCGGUCGAGCUGUGGUGAACGUAGCACUGAUAGAAACAGUACGCUCCAUGCAGUAUGGUAACCGGAGCAGACAGGACCUGUGGGAUGUUUUUGGCACUGUGACAUGCAAAUGUGAAGUGGAAGGGGUGCUCCCAAAUGUGACAGUGACCCUCACACUACCACCAAAUGGUUCUCCACUCCAGGACAUCCUGGUCCAUCCUUGUGUCACCUCACUGGACUCUAGUAUCCUUACUGCCAGCAGUGUGGAUAACUAUGAUGGCUCAGCUUUCUCUGGGCCAUAUAAGUUCCCCUUCUCUCCUCCUCUGGAGCCUUUCAGACUAUGCAGCUAUACAUCUCAGGUCCCUGUUCCCCCUAUCCUCGGUUCAUAUCAACUGAAGGAAGAAGAGAACCAGCUGCGUGUGUCAGUAACCCUCAAGCUUCACGAGAGUGUGAAGAACAGUUUUGAGUACUGUGAAGCACACCUGCCAUUCUUUAACAGGAAUCAGAUGGGCGUUGCAGAUGUGAAAGUGAGCUCUGGACAAGUGGAUGUCUCAAAGGAGAAGAACCUGCUGGUCUGGGGCCUGGGACAAAAGUUCCCUAAAUCUCGUGAGGUCACAAUGGAAGGCAAGAUCAGCUUUUCUGGGCCGACACCAGGACCCACUGACCCCCUCUGCACAGAGCUUACGGCCUAUAUCAAAUUGUAUUUCAAAGUGCCUGACAUGACGCUCUCUGGGUGCUGUGUGGACCAGCAUUCAGUGCAGGUUUAUUCCUCUGCCAAACCACGGAUUGUAACAUCCCGAGAACUUCUGUCCAAAGAGUACUUCAUAUGGAAUUCAACAGGAACUGCUCCGGUUUCCUCUGGGCAGAUGAUGCUAUAGCAUGGACACAUUAAGAGCUGCUUGGUGGAAAGGAGUGCUGCUCACUAUACUGUAACAGGACUGAAGACCCUGUCAAGCAUAUACAGUGAUCCCGACCGGAUAUGCGACCCCAUAAAAUCAAUUUGUUACUAUCCUGUUGUUACUGGAGAGCUCACAAAUGAUAGAAAAUGUAAACAGCAGUGAAAACAAUUGGUAGAUUUUACAUGUUAUCUAACAUUUACAUAUAAAAGACAAAAUAAUUUAGCUUUCACUCAGCACAGUUCUCAAUCUGAAAACUUUGACUGGCAGAAGUAUUGAUUUUGUUGAUGAAUGGAUACUUAAAAGAAAAAUACCUGCCCCUGUAGUCAAACUUCUUCUUUUAUCCCCCAACCUUCACGCUCCCUCAGAUUUAUCCCAUUGCAGACACAAGGACCACCCCUCGCUCUGACAGUCCCACUUCAGUGACUCUCCAUCAGCCGGAUAAUUAGCAGCUGGGGCCUUGUCAUCAGCUGUUGUGGGCCUGGAGGAGAGGGGCGGCUGUGCUGUGAAAGGCCAGGCUGCUCUGGCCAGUGUCUUGGCUACAAAAGGCUCCUCUUUUAGAGCUGGCAGGAGUCCUUGCCCUCAUCCACCAAUCACUCCCCCACCCAUUUUGACCCUAUCCCUGCCCUGUCAACUAGUGGCUAGUUCAAACACACAACCUCUCCAACCAGACUGUGAUUGACCGCUGACCCUCUGGCCCUCCUGAGACUUUAAAGCAGCCGGUCCCAUUCAGCGAGCAGGACCUGCCUAAUUGGUGAAAAAGUCACAAGGAUGGAAAUGGUAGGGUCGCCUCUUGAGGUUGCAUAUGUGCUUUAACUCAAUUAAUGUAGUGUGUAGUAUGAACUUUAAGUAUAUGAUUUUGAUCUUUAUUGUUUUAACACACGUGUCAAGGUAGACCUCUCUUUACAAUCAAUACUUAGUUAUAAAGAGAUUAUUUACAGAGGGGCAUUUAGUUCCAGGCAUUUCUUACUGUUUACUAUUACCUGAACUAUGAUGAGUUUCAUACUAAUUCUGUUACAUUUCUACUAUGAAAGCUCCACCUCAAUGUAUUAUGUUGAAUGAAUAACUAGCUGAUGAAGGGUUAAAUCAGAGGAGAUUGUGCCCCACUUGUACCACAGCAGCCAGACUCCUCUGAGUGCCUUCAUUGUCUGCUGUUGGCCUCUUGUGCCCCUUGCUGGUCCAAAUGCUACAUUCUCACGUGGAUUUCCACUCAGAAGGCUGACCAUGACCAAUCCUCUGUCAAUUGGAACCAAUUGCUCACACGGCAUCCUUCACCUUCUUUUUAUGUAGCAGUGCGGAGUGGCAGACACCGAGACCUCUCGGCUCUCCCCCUCCACGAUGAUUUGGCUUUAAGGCCCAGUGUGUGUGGCUAGUGAACUGGAAAAGGAGAAGUUUUUUUUUUUUGAAGAGUUGGGCCACUCUAAAUCUCCUCAGUAUCCCAAUAUGUGGUCAGUCUGGCUCCUCAAGUCUGCAGUCAGUGGCCUCUCACUGGCAGACUUUGCUUUGUUGAUUGAAUGGCUUGCUAAGUAAUUGGACUUGUUUUAAUGUUUUGCUCUGCUCCAGUGCAUUCAUCUCGUACCUUUGGGCCUUUAAUUCAGUGAAACAGUGUUUUUCAGAAUCAUUAAUUAAUUAAUUAAUUAAUUAAUUAAUUAAUUAUUCAUCAUCAUGUUUACUCUUGUAUACACACAUACAGGAAAGGGAUUAACACUUUUGUACAAUAGUCAUCAAAAUAAAACUCACAUGGGCCAAAAUCAAUUUGUGACACUAAAGCAGCAGUGUUGAUUCUCAUAAAUCAUGUUAAUCUAUCCCAAGGUUGCCUAGCUUUAAAUGCUCAGAAUGAUCUUUCAUGCCAAAAGGUUGACCAUACCAAAACAUUUACUACACUAUUACAAACACUGGGACUAUGGGAGUUUACAUCACUGUGUCCCUCAGCCCAAUUAUGACACCCAGUGGUAGAGUACAAUAAAGUUCAUGUUAGAAUAUUUUGCUUACUUUGAUACAGUUUAAUACUCCUUUCUUUUAUUGAAAUACUUCUACUCAACCACUGCCAGAUAAUCUUUGCUCAUUUAAUUCCUGUCCAGCUCCUUGCUGUGCGACGUGAUCCCAGCAAUGUUCAUCUAACGCGCCGUGCCUGAGGACCAGGCUUUUGUCGGCCACUGUGCCAGGUGUUUGGUAGGAGUCCAGUUCCUCUCAGCCUCUCUAAAUCCACUAAGAGCCGGCCUCAGGGAGACCACUUGAAUAAUGAUGGUGCAAUUUGCAGUUUCCUGUUUUCAGUCUAAUUAUUCUUCAAGAGUCACAGAUCUUUUCAAAUAAGGGGAUAUCUUUGGAUACUGAAGGAUUCUUUUGCACUAACUAUACCAAAUGCCCAGUAAUAGCUUCAAAGCUGGCUGAUUUAAUUGUGAAUUGUGUUUUUGAAUGUUUGCUAUCAAUAUUGUGGGAAGGCUAAAUGAGUUUCAGACUCACUGCCUCAACAGCAAGUUUUCUCAUUUUUGUACAUCACUUUCACCCAUAGAGGGCACCAUAAACUCAGCCACGGAGGGAAUAUCUCUGGAACAUCAGGAGUUUUGUUUAUGCAAGUUGGUUAACUAAGUGUUCUCCAGUUUAUAGUCCCAGAUCCCUCUUGCACCUCUUAUCCUCCCUGUCUGACAGCUUCUGGCAGACUCAGGCCAAAUCAUUAUUCAUUUGUCCAUGAUAAGUUUUUGUCUAAAGACAGUACCCUGUGUCCACUUUGUUGAGUUCUUUCCUCUCUCUUUCUGGGACCUUGAGCUCGAUCUCUCUGGAUCCCGUCUUCUCCUGUGCACAGGAGGUGUUUGUUUGGCUGGUUACGCUGACUCUUGUCAUAGAGGUGAGGCAGAGAUAUGGGGUCCAGAAUGCAGCUGGGGUCCAGACUUUCUCCUGUGGUCUCAUCCCAGAAGAUGUCCCUCUCUGUGGGCCUUCUCACAAGUUUCAGUCUCUGGAUCCCCUCUGUAUUUGGACCUCCAACUAAAGAGCCAAGUGAAAUGACCAAAUGAUGUUGGAAUCAAUCACUAGACCACAUUCAGAUAUGUUUUGAAACAACUUGGCUUGUUAGAAUAACAAUAUAUUAAUAAUUUUCAGUCAUACCAUUAAUUUUGUAGACAACCUUAUGUCUUCUCUGCUCUCUGGCUUGUCGGAGGUGAGCUCGCCGAUGUUGAUGAGUCUGUUGAGUGAGAGCUGUCUGGGCCUCCAGGAACCCUCCCUAGAAAGGCCACAGAGCCAUAAGAAACCAGUGGUGGAAAGCAACUAAGUACAUUUACUACAUCUUUUUUUAACAGAUUUAUGUAACAAGAUUUCGUUUUUUCUCCUUUCCUAGUACAUUAAUCAUCUCACAACCCCCUAGGUUGGGAACCACUGCCUUGAACUACCAAACUGUAUAUAAAAAAGUUAAAAUGAGCAUCAGUAUUAACAAUCAACUAAUGUAAUAUAUGAUAAUAUAUCAGUCACUGGGGCCAUUUUUCUGCAGAACAAGUACUUUUACUUUAAGUACAUGUAGCUGAUAAUACUUGUGUACUUUUACUUGAGUAGGAUUUGAAAUGCAGGACAAAAGGAGUAUUUUUACGUUGUUCAGGAUCGGACUACUUAUUCCACCACUGCAGGAAACUUUUACACACAUAUUACAAUGCAUGCUUUAUGUGUUUUAUGUGAGUUCUACUAAACAUAUUUCCUAUGGACAGAUGGUGGAUUUAAAGCAAACCAUUGUAUAGAAAGACUGUCAAGACUAUACUUUUGUGUCUUGUGUAUUUAAUUGUUGGGGCUUUUGUGUUCCUAGUAUCCUGGAAAUAGAUCCCAUUGAGGGCCAGUCACGGCUGUAGACCACCCUACUUUUCACUCCACCGACACUUUAAUCAGAUCCACUGGGACAGGAAGGGCCCACACUCAAGCUGUCUGUCUCUCUCUCUCAGUCCCCCCCCCCCCCCAAAAAGCACUGCUGCACACUUUAAUUUUCCCUCAAUAUAAAAAUGUAUGAUCUGAAUUAUUAAUGUUAUAGAUGCACUUCAGCUCUUCUGUACUUUGUCAAGAUGCUUUACCUGAAUCAUUCUGCUGGUGCCGGAGUGUCCUGCCUGGCCGGUUGUAGAAAACCGGUGGACACCCCCAUCUCUGCAGUCCCUGCUCUACAACAAGCAUCAAAUUUCUUAUUGGGCUUUGAGAUGGCAUGAGGGUAGUGACGCUGGGACAGUCAUCAGCGAUAUUUAUUUAUUUUUUGUUCUAUUACCAUGGCAAUUUGAUUGGCAGUGCUUGUGUGGCCAAUUUGAAGGGCCAGUGGUUGCAGUGCCUGAGGAGAGAUAAUGAUGGGGUGUCUGGGUAAAAAUCAGAACCAGUCAGAAACAAUAAUGCUAAAUUAGGUCUGUCAGAGUCCCAGCUCAGAACUGAACAGAUGAGAAACUUCUCAUAUGAAUCUCGCAACAAAAAUAGCCUGUUAUAGUUAAUAAAACUAUAUCAGGCAGCUGAUUUUGCCGUGCUAACCUGGGAUCUUCGGGGUGGAUGGGAGUGAAUGAUGCUUGAAUUGUUGCUUUGCUUUAGUGGGAGGUUUCCUGCAAAGCAUGGUUCUUACAGCACACACAUGCACACAGUUAUCUCAUAUGAAAAUCAGUAUCACAACCGAGUGGUCUGUAAAAAAUAUUAAAAGCCUGAGUGGGAAUAAAAAAUUAGACAUACUAA